GUGUGCUGCAGCCCGCGCCACAACACCUCCAUCUUCCUUUCCCGGCCACGCGUCCCCAGAAUAAGGCAAAAUGUCGGCGGAACUGACCUGGCAAGUCAUUCGGAACAGUCAUGCACACCUGCUGAAGAAGAGGAACGUCAAGAAGCCUUUCUCGACUGAACCCAACAACCUGAAGAACGUGAACAGCCCACGCUACAAUGGACUCUGCAGGAGGAAGGUGAUCGGCAUUGAGCCUGCGUCUGGCGGCAAGGGAAUCAUCCUCUCCCACAAGACCGCCAAGUACCAGAACAAGCCGGUCAAGAAUGUUGUGAAGACCACCAUCAAGGCCGGUCCUCGCCGCGCCCUCAACUCCAUCCGCAGGUUUAUCCGCCACAACAGCUACAGGAAGGAUCUGAAGAUGGCCGCCCUGCGCCGUGCCUCUGCCAUCCUGAGGUCCCAGCGUGCCCAGCCCUUCAAGAAGGCUCGCCGCAGGACCCACAAGGCUGUGAAGAAAGAGUAAAUGUUCGUAAUAAAGGAAUAGUACUGUCA
Molecule: messenger RNA, 528 nt
Organism: Eriocheir sinensis (Chinese mitten crab)
Lineage: Eukaryota; Metazoa; Arthropoda; Malacostraca; Decapoda; Varunidae
Gene: RpL28
Product: 60S ribosomal protein L28-like
Exons: 5
Coding region: 71-499 (142 amino acids)
Biological process (GO): translation
Cellular component (GO): cytosolic large ribosomal subunit; ribosome
Molecular function (GO): structural constituent of ribosome
Source: RefSeq, a predicted model, not a curated record